Molecule: messenger RNA, 2239 nt
Organism: Odocoileus virginianus texanus
Lineage: Eukaryota; Metazoa; Chordata; Mammalia; Artiodactyla; Cervidae
Source: RefSeq, a predicted model, not a curated record
CCCCCCUUUCUCUCUGUCCUCCUGAACUUUCAGUGCCUGAAACUGGAGGAGAAUAUCAAGGUGGCUGAGGAACAGGGUGAGCUGGCCUUUCAGGAUGCCAAGGCCAAGUUAGCCCAGCUGGAGGAGGCCCUGCAGCAGGCCAAGAAGGACAUGGCACGGCAGCUGCGUGAAUACCAGGAGCUCAUGAACACCAAGCUGGCCCUGGACAUCGAGAUCGCCACCUACCGCAAGCUGAUGGAAGGCGAGGAGAGCCGGAUGGACAUGCCCUCAGCCACCGUGGUCAGCGCAGUGCAGGCCAGAUACAGAACAGCUGUCUCCAAGUCCGGCCUCUCAAGAGCUCCCUCUCGGAAAAAGAAGAACAGGAAAGGCCCUGUGAUCAAAAUCACCGAAAUGUCAGAAAAGUUCCUCUCGCAAGAGUCAGAGGUUUCAGAGUAAGGCCGCUGUACUCUGAGCUCCUUACUCAGGAGCCCCAGGUCACUCCCCUGCAGCAGCAAGGACAUAAACUAGAUUCAAGAAAGCAGCUUGGAGCCUCUAGGUUGGGAAGGGAGGCAAACCUGAUCCUGAAUGGAGAAGAGAGUUGAAAACAGUGACUGCUUUUUUGCGGGAAUGGGACAGGACUGUCACCAGCUACUCAAAGUCACUCGGCUCCAUAUCAAUAUCUCACAAUCCACCCUUCCAAUAUCUGGCCAGAGGUCUUCCUGCCGCGGUAAAUUGGAACUGGGGUUUUGCCUCCACCUCUCUGCUCCUCGCACAACAGGGGGCUCUAACCAAGCUGCUUUUGACCCUUCGCCCAACCCUUGCCCUAAACUCACAUCCCAAGUCUUGCCUUGCCUCUGACUAGGAACCAAAGUGAGUGCUGUCACUCCCUUAGCCCCAGCUAGCCUCAAACCAGGGGCUGACAGGGACUACGUGGGCACCCUCCAGUAUCCAGAGUUCCUGGGGAGGCACCUGGCUUUCCUGCACCAGCUGGGGUUCCCGGAGACCUGACAGUAUUAGGGAGUGAGGGGAGGAGGCUCCCUGGGUGUUUGGGACCUAAGCCCAGAACUCUGAGAUCAGCCCAGACACCCAUGCCCCUCCCCUCCUCCUGUGAGUCCCUCCCAGCAGGUCACGGUCAGAACUGGACAGCUGUCCAGCAAGCUCCCAAGCACCUCUUCUAGAAGCUUUUCUUGCCAUGAUAAACUCCCUGAUGGGGGAAGUGGGAAGUGGGGGAGACAGGGCAGGAGAACUGGACCCUCCUCUCUCCUUUCUGUCAUCCUGGGAUACACCACCCUGCCUGGGGUCUGAGCUCUCUGCCUCCCACCCAGAUGCUUCCCAGACUGAAACCUGGUUUGGGUAUGCACCAGGCCCUGGAGACUCCUGUCGCCACCCCUGCCAUGAAACCCCAGGCCCAUUUCCCAUGAAUCCCACUCCUGAGGGUCUCCGUUCCCUCCAUCAGGCCAAGCAGCCUGGCCCUCCCCUCUCUGCACCCACACUUAUGGAUCAGAGGUCCUUCCCUUCUUCCUCCUCCACGUCUGCCCCUCUGCUGCCAGCAGGGUCAUGAAGAAGGCGCUGUCCACUCAGGUCUGGGAACUUCUGAGCCCUCAAGGUCAGAUUAGGGGGCCCCAAUGACUAACUAAAGAGAAAUUCUGCAGCAGCGAUCCAACAAGAAGGUUUGGGGCUUAGAGGAACGCUCCUCUUUCAUCCUCUUGGCUCUCACCUUCAAGGCCUUACAGGGAAUCUGGCAGCUCCACUUUCCCACUCCGUAAGCCACCUUCUCUUCCUCCCUUUCCUCUCCCUACCUCCCCCUUGCCUCACCUCCUCCACAGGACCCAGUCUUUGAUUCAUUCAUCUCAUUUUCCAGGACAGGGUGGCCCAAGGCCCCGGCCUCCUCCAGGCCUGUUGGGGGCGCUGAAGAGCUACUGACGCUCAGGCUUGAGAGAAUUCAGACAUAUACUUAUCCCUCAAGUUUCAAAAGGGUGCUGAUUGCUGCUUUUUCUCCACCUAUUUAUUGGUUUCCAUGGGAGCAAAUCCUCAAUGGGGAUAUACAAUAUUAAAAGUAUAUAUAUUAUUUUUUCAUAACUUAUAUAGCUUUUAACUUAUUGCUUCCCUUCCUGUUUCUGCAUAAUCAAUGCUAUAUAUUAUACUAUCUGGAGAGACAGCACAUGUUCCAGCCAACCCACCCAGCUGGCUGAUUUCUUGGGGUAAUGCCCCCUUCUCCCUGCAAAGGGAUGAAAUAAAGUGCUGAGAUUGUUCAUGGAUA